AUGUUACAGCUUUCGGUGGCUCAACAUUUGGAGAAGCUCGCGAAAGACAUCAAUCAUGAGCUGUUAUGUGGCGUCCCGUACGCAGCGCUACCACUCGCCGCCGUCAUGUCCAUCAACACAAACACUCCAAUGAUCAUGAAAAGGAAAGAAACCAAAAUGUACGCUACGAAACGAAUCCUAGAAGGAAUCUUCGAGAAAAACCAGAAAUGUCUUGUCGUCGAGGACGUAGUGACAUCUGGUGGCAGCCUCAUGGAAACUGUUAGCACUUUACGUUCCGAAGGCUUGGAAGUCACGCACGCCGUAGUAGUUCUCGACCGCGACCAAGGUGGCGUUAGUGUGUUGAAACAGAACGGUAUUGAAGUAAAAUCAAUUUUCAGUUUGACUGGUUUGCUGAGAAUCUUGAAUGAAGCCGGCAAGAUUAGUGACGAAACUGUUGAUAUUAUUUUAGAACAUAUUAAGGAAUGCCAGUUUAGCAACUUGGAUUUCAUGAAGGAUAACUUAGAGAUUAUGUCACUUUGA
Spodoptera littoralis (African cotton leafworm) is the source of this 519-nucleotide messenger RNA. The record is from the annotation of a GenBank genome assembly. Lineage: Eukaryota; Metazoa; Arthropoda; Insecta; Lepidoptera; Noctuidae.